AUGUUGAUAGAUGGUAUGGAAGUGGAUGCCAAUCAUUGUGAUGACCUCAAGAAGCUAUGUGUCCCACGGACAGAGAGUUUCUUUCUCAGCAGCUUGGCUUCAUGGCAACUUGCCGUGAGCACGGCUCCAUUGCCGGGUGCGGUUGCCACGCAAUCUUUCGAGUAUUCAACAAGCGUUGCUACGACCGAGGCACGAAGCCUGUCGAGUUCACAGACCCGAGAACUGGUGUCAACAGUUUCCGAGUCCACAAGUUUUCUGCUGCAAACAUCUGUCCAUGAAAAUGCGCAGAACUGUGUGACCAACAUCCAGGAGCAAGUGAAGGACUGUCCGCCGGGAAUCGGAGAGACGAUCGGCAAUGCGUUGUCUGAGGGUCUCCAAACCAUCAUUGACAAGAAGACGCUGGGCUUGUCUAGCGUCGCUAAGGACGUCAUGGAGCCCCUUGCCCGGGCUGGGGGAGAGUUGGUCGGCAAUGCUGUUGGCGCCUUUCUGGGAGAUGACUGCACGCCCACAACAGUCUCAGAGCAGGUCAGCCAGUGCCUCGAGACAGGAACCUCAGAGACCAGGAGCAGUGAAGAGACGAUGGCACGCCAACAAGCGCGUGGCUUGGCUUUGCAAGAAUUGACAAAGAUAGCCACCAGCGUAACCUCAGAGCAACGCACCACAUGCUCGGUGACUGCUCCUGUUGGUGUCGCUCUUUGGCAACUUGAGCUCCAUACGCCAGCUGCCAAAGCCACAAACACUGCUAUUGCUCGCUUAUGCGUGUUUUGCAUGUCAUGGGGCGCUCGGCCUACAGACCCACCGGGCUACGGUGGUUGUGGCUUCUCGCCGCCUUGUCGCGAAACACUAAUGUUUUGCCCUGGCGGUGGCACAUUGGCUCUUCCCAACAUGCAGCAUGCCCACACGCACCAAUCGGUGUUGAAUUGCUCUGAUGGCCAGAAGGCAAUCGCAAAAUGCUUUCAAGGGCAGUUCGAGGUGCAAUUUCAGCCGAUCGGCAGCGUCGCUGCCAAGACGGAGGUUGUAAAUGAACGUCUGCCGCCCAUGGUUGUGAUCUCCAGGGCGCCAAAGACGGCCGAGCAACCUGUGGGGAAUGAGCAGCAGAACGAUGAGCCACAGACUGGAGGGAGCAGUCCCGAGCAACCUGUGGGGAAUGAGCAGCAGAACGAUGAGCCACAGACUGGAGGGAGCAGUCAGGAGGUUGAAGAGGAAACGGAAGUGAACCAGGGCCAUUUUCAUUCAAACGCUGCAUUCUUCAGCCUGUUAGCGUUUGGUUUCUUCUCAAUCUAA
Messenger RNA from Symbiodinium sp. CCMP2592, 1284 nucleotides. NCBI's taxonomy places the organism in Eukaryota, Dinophyceae, Suessiales, Symbiodiniaceae. The record is from the annotation of a GenBank genome assembly.